AAGGCUUGUAGUGUAGGCAAAUAAAUACAUCAGUUCUUGCGAUGAGUUGAUCGGUUUGUGAGAAUAUUCAGGUCGUGAUUAUUCUAUUUCAUUGACAGUUUAAAACAUAACGUAGUUACGUCAUUCAAAGCUCGUAAAAAUGUCCCAUUUUACUUUAUCGAUUGAAUUGAACUUGAACUUGAUAAUCAGUUAUUGCUCUGAACAUUAUAAUUUUUCAGUUUUUGAUAAAAUUUAUGUCGGUGUCGUUCUGUUUUAGUGAUUAAUUGAAUAUAGAAGUACGAAAAAAAUGUAUUCUUAAAAAGUGUUAACUGUCAAGUAUAAGGUCGAUUGCAUAAUUUAUAUCGAAUUCUUCGAGGUAUUUUGUUCAAUUUUGAAUUUUUCUUCUAUGUAGAGAGAAAGAAGAGCAAGAAGCUCCCAUACUACAAUUGGGAUCACAGAACAGCGAAAUGGCCCACCAACGGAGUGAAACACUCAGAAAAAUAUUUCGAGGAGAACACAACUACCUACUUUCAGCGCUAUGUGUGUCUUUCGGAAUGUCUACUUGGUUACCAGUGAACUCAGUUUAUUCUCAGAUGCCUCUUUUAACUCAGUAUGCUCCAGAAAGUUGGAAUUUGGCUUCAUAUUUCUCGGUUGUGGUUCAAAUCGCCAAUAUAGCUCCUCUAGGUUACUACUUUGUUCGAGACAGAAAAUGGUGUCCGGAUUCGGUCCUAAUAUGUUUAUUUUUGCUGCUGGGAACUAUAGCAUCUGUUUUUCUCUCGUUCACGUAUCACGUGCCGGUAUCUAUAUUUGGUGCUCAGCAUAGUUUUUUCUUUUUCUUUUUCGCAUUUUUCCUGUCAAUGGUUGGUUGUGUCAGCUCAGUAUUAUUCUUGCCAUUCAUGGGUAGAUUACCGGAAGUAUAUCUGGUAUCUUUUUUUAUUGGCGAAGGUUUAAGUGGCUUCAUUCCAAGUUUCCUCGCGUUAUUACAAGGUGUAGCCAAAGAUCCGGUCUGUAUUAGUGUCAACGUUUCAGGUGUUAUAACCAAGCAAGAAGUUAUGAAAGAGCCCUUAUUCAGCUCCGGUCUGUUUUUCUUCAUAAUCUCGACUAUAAUGUUAUUCAACACGUUAUGUUUCCUAUAUCUGAACUAUUUUUCUAAUCUAAUGUCCAAGUACAGCGUUACACCGAACCCCGCUAGUAAUUCUGAAGAAAUUAAUGUAAAUUCAUCGAGGAACCACGAAACCGAAGAUCCAGAUAUACCGAAAUUUUUACUCAUCGUUUUGCUAGUUGUCGUAGGAAUAAUUAACUGUUUUUCUAAUGGAAUCCUACCCAGUAUUAUGUCGUAUUCUUGCCUACCUUACGGUCCUGAAACUUACCAUUGGUCUUUGAAUAUCAACAUGAUCAUUGGACCAUUGUCGAGCUAUUUUGCGUACUUUAUCCCGUUAGUUUCGGUGAGACUGUUGGCAUUCUGUUGCAUUGUGGAAAUUUUAUGCAUAAAUUACGAAUUAAUUACCGCAUUUAGCAGUCCAUUUCCUCCGUUGAUUGGAACCGACAUCGGAGUUGUAAUUAUUAUACUUGUAUGGAUGUUUGGAGCUGGACUAAUCAGUUACAUUAAAUUAUCCAUCGCAGCUAUCCUAAGAAGGAGACAUAAAAAGGCUUUAUUUAAUUAUGGAAUUUCCACUCAGAUCGGUUCAACUAUCGGAGCCCUAGUGGCAUUUAUUUUAAUUAUUUAUGCCAACGUAUUGCACAGUGUGCCAAAGAAAAAAUGUGUUUGAUGAAGUAGAUAAGUAAAAUUUUUUUAGAAUGUGAUUAACUUGAAACACAACGGCGUUUAGGUUUAUAGAUGCUGUGAUACUUAUUAUCUCGUGUACCAAUAAUCUGAUUAGUGACAUUUUUUUAAUUUUAAAUAAUUCUUUUUAUUGUAUUUUUGUUGAUUUGUGUGUACGUGUUUUCCUUUUUAUAAUUUAUUCACCAUUUUUCAUUCCUUUUUUCUCGUGAAAUUCAUCAUCUGUUAUGAAAAAUUUCAAAUGAUACAAUAAAUGGUUGAUUACGUUGA
Molecule: messenger RNA, 2029 nt
Organism: Planococcus citri (citrus mealybug)
Lineage: Eukaryota; Metazoa; Arthropoda; Insecta; Hemiptera; Pseudococcidae
Product: solute carrier family 52, riboflavin transporter, member 3-A-like
Exons: 3
Coding region: 447-1748 (433 amino acids)
Biological process (GO): riboflavin transport
Cellular component (GO): plasma membrane
Molecular function (GO): riboflavin transmembrane transporter activity
Source: RefSeq, a predicted model, not a curated record